GCACGUCGUAUCCAGUUGUGAUAUAACCGAACCAACUUUAAUAGUUACACAACGUUGGCAUAAGGGGGCGGGCAUUCAACCACCCGCACGUAGUCGUGUAGCACGCCUCCAGUUAUAUAUCAUAUUUACGGACUGAACAAGUAUAAAAUUCUGGAGCAAUGUGGGCACAAAUGCUUGGAUUCACAGCUUUACCUCACCUGGGUGGACUCAGUGGAAGCAUCAUCACACGGAGGGAGGUGAAGACCUGGUAUCCCAGUCUCAUCAAGCCAGCAUGGGGUCCACCCAAUUCUGCUUUCCCAGUGGUGUGGAUGGGGCUUUACACUGGCAUGGGCUAUGCCUCCUACCUAGUGUGGAAGGAACUUGGAGGCUUUACCCAGGAUGCAGUGGUGCCACUGGGCCUCUACGGGCUACAGUUGGCUCUUAACUGGGCUUGGACACCCAUCUUCUUUGGAGCUCACAGUAUCAAACUUGCAUUGAUAGAGAUUGUGAUUCUGACUGGUACCGUGGGGGCCACCAUGGUGUCCUGGUACCCAAUCAGCUGUCCAGCUACCCUGCUCAUGGUGCCCUACCUGGCAUGGCUAUGCCUUGCCACCUGCCUCAACUACUGCAUCUGGAGAGACAACCCCGAGCCCAAGUGCGAUUAACCCCCUUCAAACUCUAUAAGCCCCACUGCCUCACUAGGUGGGACAGAAAGAAUCGCUGUCCUAUGAAGAGGUUCACAGCUUUAUCAUUUCCUCUUUUCCAUUUGUUUUGUAAAACAAUAAAAUUAAAACCGACAACUGUCUUUAGCUUUUCAUAACAUGUGGAUAUCUGUGCAUAGGGUAUCAGACACUUUAGUGCAUAUUGCUAAGUAUUUCCUGUCAAUCGUAGAAUACCAUUUGUGUUACAUACUGCAUGUUCAUUCCUUCAAUGUCCUUGUGAAGCAGAGACUGUAUACACAACCCUCUGCUUGGCAAUUCCUGAUAUUUUAUAUGUAUUUUGGUCUAGCAGCAAGCAAGGUCUAGCACAAAGAUCUCUUGUAAAUUACAUUCAACUUCUUUAGCUUUUCUGACAUCCUCUACUGUUUGGGGGAACAACCUCACCACAUGCAUUUGAGGCAGGAGUUGCAUUUCAUUUACAUAUCCAAUUCAAGUUUGGCAAGUAAAGUUGAAUAUUUAAACAA
Messenger RNA from Paramormyrops kingsleyae, 1162 nucleotides. RefSeq names its product translocator protein (gene tspo). Gene Ontology annotation, cellular component: mitochondrial outer membrane. NCBI's taxonomy places the organism in Eukaryota, Metazoa, Chordata, Actinopteri, Osteoglossiformes, Mormyridae. The record is from RefSeq and is a predicted model, not a curated record.